Molecule: messenger RNA, 2144 nt
Organism: Carlito syrichta (Philippine tarsier)
Lineage: Eukaryota; Metazoa; Chordata; Mammalia; Primates; Tarsiidae
Gene: MAP2K3
Product: mitogen-activated protein kinase kinase 3
Exons: 12
Coding region: 127-1170 (347 amino acids)
Biological process (GO): MAPK cascade; protein phosphorylation
Molecular function (GO): ATP binding; MAP kinase kinase activity
Source: RefSeq, a predicted model, not a curated record
GCCGCUGCCGUCUCUGCUCCUCUGCCGCGCCCAGGCCGCUUGCCCGCAGCCAUGAACACGCUCGGCCCCAGUGGAGCCCGACGUCCUCUAGAUUAGUACCCUUCGCCGCUCGGACUCACCUGCAGCAUGGAAUCUCCUUCCUCGAGCCAGCCCGCCGGAAUGCCACAGUCCAAAGGAAAAUCCAAGAGGAAGAAGGAUUUACGGAUAUUAUGUGUGUCCAAGCCACCUGCGCCCAACCCCACAGCCCCCCGGAACCUAGACUCUCGGACCUUCAUCACCAUUGGAGACAGGAACUUUGAGGUGGAAGCUGAUGACCUGGUAACCAUCUCGGAGCUAGGCCGUGGAGCCUAUGGGGUGGUGGAGAAAGUGCGGCAUGCCCAGAGCGGCACCAUCAUGGCUGUGAAGCGCAUUCGGGCCACCGUGAACUCGCAGGAGCAGAAGCGGCUGCUCAUGGACCUGGACAUCAACAUGCGCACGGUCGACUGCUUCUACACCGUCACCUUCUACGGGGCCCUCUUCAGAGAGGGCGAUGUAUGGAUCUGCAUGGAGCUCAUGGACACGUCCCUGGACAAGUUUUACCGGAAGGUGCUGGAGAAAAGCAUGACGAUUCCAGAAGAUAUUCUGGGGGAGAUCGCUGUGUCUAUUGUGAGGGCCUUGGAGCACCUCCAUAGCAAGCUGUCGGUGAUCCACAGAGAUGUGAAGCCCUCCAACGUGCUCAUCAAUAAGGAGGGCCACGUGAAGAUGUGCGACUUUGGCAUCAGUGGCUACUUGGUGGACUCUGUGGCUAAGACAAUGGAUGCCGGCUGCAAGCCCUACAUGGCUCCUGAGAGAAUCAACCCGGAACUGAACCAGAAGGGCUACAACGUCAAGUCUGACGUCUGGAGUCUUGGCAUCACCAUGAUCGAGAUGGCCAUCCUCCGGUUCCCUUAUGAGUCCUGGGGGACCCCGUUCCAGCAGCUGAAGCAGGUGGUAGAGGAGCCGUCCCCUCAGCUCCCAGCUGACCGUUUCUCUCCCGAGUUUGUGGACUUCACUGCACAGUGCCUGAGGAAGAACCCGGCGGAGCGCAUGAGCUACCUGGAACUGAUGGAGCAUCCCUUCUUCACCUUGCACAAAACCAAGAAGACAGACAUCGCUGCCUUCGUGAAGGAGAUCCUGGGAGAGGACGCAUAGGAGGCUGGGCCUCAGACCCCACUCCGGCCCUCCAGAGCCCCCACCCCUCUGCUGGGGCAGUGCUCACCCACACCUAUAAGCUACUGCCAUCUGGCCCUCGGCAUCCAGGAGGAACCGAGGGGCUGCCCCUGCCUGGCUCUGCAACGAGCCGCUUGUCCGAAGUGCCAAAGAACCAGACCAUCAGGGGCUCCCAGCUGGGCCCACACGGGCCCCACCAGUGCCUCACCUGCUGCUCCAAGGGCCCCGAGUCUCCAGCUGCUGAGACCCUGGACUGAGGGGCCUGGAUGCCCCUUGCAGGACGCUGCUACCCCUUGCAGAGAAGUCUGCCAGUGCCUGUUGGACAGGCUGCUGCCUGGCCUGGCGAAAUAUGUUGUAUAUUUUUUUUAAAUCUCUUGACUGAAUGGACUUUGCACACUUUGGCCCAGGGUGGCCAUACUGUGUCCUGGCCCUGGUGUGGGGGACACAGCAGGGGGAUGAGCCAUGUGAAUUCCCCCGAGACUCCCACAUGGGGAUGCCGUGAGCCGCCCAGGGCCUUCUCCAGCACUGGCCGACAGGGCUUCUGAGGGGCACGCCUGGUCACCUCAUCCUGCCUGCCACCUCUAGGGAUGUCGUGGCACCUUUUUUUUCCCUUAACUUAUCCUCUUGAUUUUUUUUUCUCUUGCUUUGUGGGUUUGGCUUGUUUUUCUUGUAUGGUUUGGAGCUGAUCACUUCUCUCCCAUCCCCUAGGGCACCAGCAGGCUGAGACUCUGCCCUCUGCUCAGGCAGGGGUCUGGGGGAGGGGCCAAGGUCUCUGCUCAGGGAGGUGCCAGGGAACCUUCCAACUCACUCUCCCUGGGGACUGGCUUGACAGAGGCUAAGGAUUUGCUUUGGUGGUGUUUGAAAAAAAAGAAAAUAUAUUUUUUUGAAGAAGAAACUGCCCAGCUGGGUCCUUUCUCUGAUGGGGUGGGGGUGGUUAUCUGGUGGUGGUUUUAAUU